This is a messenger RNA of Drosophila takahashii, 1086 nucleotides long. RefSeq names its product G protein alpha q subunit. Lineage: Eukaryota; Metazoa; Arthropoda; Insecta; Diptera; Drosophilidae. Gene Ontology annotation, molecular function: guanyl nucleotide binding; G protein-coupled receptor binding; GTPase activity. Gene Ontology annotation, cellular component: heterotrimeric G-protein complex. The record is from RefSeq and is a predicted model, not a curated record. Gene Ontology annotation, biological process: adenylate cyclase-modulating G protein-coupled receptor signaling pathway; phospholipase C-activating dopamine receptor signaling pathway.
AUGGACUGCUGUUUGUCGGAUCUAGCCAGGGAGGAGAGGCAGAUCAGUAGGGAAAUCGAUAAGAAAAUACGCCAGGACAAGAAAAACGCGCGCCGUGAGCUUAAACUGUUGGUCCUGGGCACAGGAGAGUCCGGCAAAUCAACAUUCAUCAAACAGAUGCGUAUUAUCCAUGGAAAUAAGUACACCGAUGGGGAGAGGCGUGGAUACAUCAAGCUGGUUUUUCAGAACAUAUUCAUGGCCAUGCAGUCAAUGAUUGAGGCAAUGGAUAAGCUGAAGAUUUUCUAUGAUCAGGAUGAGCACGAGGAGCUGGCCGAUCUGGUGAAGAGCUUAGAUUACAUGAAGGUUACCAAGUUCGAGGAUCCAUACGUGAACGCCAUUAAAACCCUUUGGAAGGAUGCUGGCAUCCAGGAGAGCUAUAAUCGUCGUAGGGAAUAUCAGCUGACUGAUUCAGCCGAAUAUUUCUUGAGUGACAUAGAUCGAAUUGAAAAGGCUGAUUACCUGCCGACGAAUCAGGAUAUUCUUCGUGUUCGUGUGCCGACAUUAAAUAUUCUUGAGUAUCCAUUUGCUUUGGAUGGCUAUGUGAUAAGAAUGGUGGACGUUGCAGGCCAACGAAACAUGAGAAGAAAAUGGAUUCACUGUUUUUCGAAUGUGACUUCAAUUAUGUUUUUGGCAGCGCUAUCGGAAUUCGAUCUCUCAUUGGCUGAAUGUCAAAAUGAUAAUCGAAUGAAAGAAUCUAUUGCCUUGUUUCGUACUAUUGUAUCAUUCCCAUGGUUUCAAAAUGCGUCAAUGAUUCUUUUUCUGAACAAACAAGAUUUGUUUGAGACUAAAAUUAGGACAACGCAUUUGGUAGACUAUUUUCCAGAAUAUGAUGGUCCAAAACAAGAUUCACAAGCGGCUCAAGGUUUCAUACUGCGAAUGUUUUUAAAAGUAAAUCCUGAUCCUGAUAAAAAGGUGUAUCCACAUUUUACAGUAGCUACAAGUACGGAAAAUAUUACGCUUGUGUUUACAGCUGUUAAAGAUACAAUAAUGGAAUGGCAUUUCAGGGAUACUAAUUUGGUGUGACCUAGAUUUCGUUCAGCCCAUUUU